Molecule: messenger RNA, 2373 nt
Organism: Scheffersomyces coipomensis
Lineage: Eukaryota; Fungi; Ascomycota; Pichiomycetes; Serinales; Debaryomycetaceae
Product: serine/threonine protein kinase
Exons: 1
Coding region: 1-2373 (790 amino acids)
Biological process (GO): spliceosomal complex assembly; regulation of mRNA processing; peptidyl-serine phosphorylation
Cellular component (GO): nucleus; cytoplasm
Molecular function (GO): protein serine/threonine kinase activity; ATP binding
Source: RefSeq, a predicted model, not a curated record
AUGCCUAAUUCACAUAAAUCAAACUUAUCCCUUGCUAUAAAGCAAGCGGAGAAAGAAAGUAAUUCCCUUUCUCCCAGACCUAAUCCUCCCAGUCGCCAGAAUUCAAAUACAAAUACUAUAACACCAAAUAAUGAAAGUUUGGUCCCUUCACAAUUAUUACCUACUUCUUUGAUGCAACAUAGUGCUUCGACAGUAUCAACUAGUGCUUCUCUGGCCAAACAAUUCAAGCCAGAACCAUUAUCAAUUCAAACAAAGCUUGAUGAUAAUGAUGAUGAUAAUCAAAGUGCAUAUAGUUUCAAAUCCAGUAAUGAAGUAUUACAAACCAUAUCAAAUGCCAAUAAGAAAGAAGCAGCUGAAAAGUUACAGGAAGGCACUGACAUUGCUGGACCUGAACAUCACAUUGAUGAAGAAGAUGAAGAUGAUGAUGACGAAGAUGAUGAAGAUGAAGUUAAUCCUGCUGAUGAAGAAGAUUUAAAGGAUUACGUUCCAGGAGGUUAUCACACUUGUUACAUUGGAGAAGAAUAUAAAAAUGGGAAAUAUACCCUUGUUAGAAAACUUGGUUGGGGACAUUUUUCAACUGUUUGGUUAGCUAAAGAUAAUGAUAAAAAUUCUCACGUGGCGAUGAAAAUCGUACGAAGUGCUAAACAUUAUACGGAAACUGCCAUCGAUGAAAUCAAAUUAUUAGAUAAGGUCACUACUUCUGAUUUAAAUCAUCCUGGUCAUGAACAUGUCAUUCAAUUAUUAGAUACAUUUACUCAUAAAGGUCCAAAUGGUGUUCAUGUCGUAAUGGUUUUUGAAGUCUUAGGAGAAAAUUUAUUAGGUUUAAUCAGAAGAUAUAAACAUCGUGGGAUUCCCAUUGUGUUUGUUAAACAAAUUGCUAAACAAUUACUUUCAGCUCUUGAUUUUUUACAUCGAAAAUGUGGUGUGAUUCAUACUGAUUUAAAACCGGAAAAUGUCUUGAUAGAAAUUGGUGAUGUUGAACAAAUUGUAAGAAUGGUUGAACAUGAAGAAAAUCAAAAGAAAUUAGAAAAGAAAUUACAACGACAACAAUCAAGAAAGCUUAAUAAUAGUAGUAAUAGCAACCUUAACAAUGCCAGUCAAAAUAGUUCAAACGGUGUUACUCCAAGUACUUCAAUUCAAAAUACACCUCUGAAUCCAAAAUUAAAUGACAUGAUAGUCCUGCAAUCACAAUCAGGUAAAUCGGUCAAUAGUAAUAGUUCUCCAUCAUUAGGUAGAAAUGGUCGUGGUUCAAGACGUCAAACUUUAAUCACCGGAUCUCAACCUUUACCUUCCCCAUUAAGAACAUUUAAUAAAUCAUUCACCAAUGUUUAUGGCUUAGCUAGUUCUACUGCCAAUACACCAGUUAAAUCAUUUAUUGCUGGUGAAUCCAUCUCUGAAUCACCUUACCCACAUAUAGAAGAAGAUGAGGAUGGAAGUAUAAGUGCCAACAUAAGUAGCAGUUCUCAUCAUCAUCAUCAUACUAACGCAGCUCCUAUACUACAAGAUACAAGUAUGACUAAUGAACAUACUUUAAAUAGUUCACUUUCAUCAAUGUCAAUAUCAAAUACUGCAUCCAAUGUUGAUCCAGUACAAAUCCCUAAUGAUGAUAUGAGAACCCUUCAUCAUCAUCAAGAUACUACAACAACCACCACCGAUAUCAUUAAUGAAGAUGAAUUGAUUUCCGUCAAGAUUGCCGAUUUAGGUAAUGCAUGUUGGGUGAAUCAUCAUUUCACUGAUGAAAUCCAAACUCGUCAAUAUAGAUCCCCCGAAGUCUUAUUAGGUUAUCAUUGGGGUGCAUCGAGUGAUCUUUGGAGUUUUGCAUGUCUUGUAUUUGAAUUAUUAACCGGUGAUUAUUUAUUCGAUCCUAGAGAUGGAAAAUCAUAUACGAAAGAUGAUGAUCAUAUUGCUCAAAUCAUUGAAUUAAUCGGACCUAUCCCAAGAGCGGUAUUAAAAGAAAGUUAUUAUACUAGAGAUUUCUUUAAUUCUAGAGGUGAACUUCAUAGAAUUUUAAAAUUAAAACCUUGGGGUCUUAAAGAUGUUUUAAUGGAAAAAUAUAAAUUUUCCAUGCCGGAUGCUUUGGAAAUUGCUGAUUUCUUAGUCCCCAUGUUAAACAUUCAACCUGAAUUAAGAGCAGAUGCUGGUGGGAUGGUGAAUCAUCCAUGGUUAAGUGAUGCAUUAGGUUUAGAAAAUGUUGUGCUUGAAAGACCUGUGGGUGGAUCCGGUGAAGAUAUUGUAGGUUGGUCUAAAGAAGUUAGUAAUCAACCUCCACCUCAAUCUCAACCACCGGCUCAAAAUAGAUAUUAUUAUAAUCCUAAUGAUAGUACAAAGCAUCAUCAUACUCAUAAUCAUGAUCAUGAAAAUAAAAACAACUAA